AAAGAGGUGGAUCGCUUCAGGAGACUCAUCCGUUCACCAGACACGGUGGAGGAACUUGAUCGUACGUCAGGAUGCAAAGGCUCCAAGCAGCUCACCUGGGAUGCUGUUUUCCGGUUUUUACAGAAAUUUCUUCAAAAAGAGACAGAACUUCUGCAGUCAGGAAAAGCCAACGUUUCCGCCACCACGCAUGCAAACCGACAGAAAAAGAUGCAGGAAAUUAGCAGCCUGAUGAAGUAUUUCAUCAGAUGCGCCAACCAACGCGGUCCAAAGUUAAAGUGUGCAGAGCUGAUUUCUCAUGUGGUGGAGGUCUUACAGAGUCCGUUCAGCUGUGCGGCGUACGGCGAGGACUACAGCAAUAUUCUGCUAAAGAACAUCCUGUCUGUCCGUAAAUACUGGUGUGAGAUGAGCCAGCAGCAGUGGCACAGUCUUUUGGAUUUGUACUGUGGGUUGUUCAAUAAGGGAUCCAAGUCAGGGACCAAUAGAGUCCAAGUGAGUCGCAUCGUCUACACGGUCGUUUGGGGCUGUUGUGUCCAAACAGAGGCAUUAUUCCACACUCUCUUUAACUUCUUCCUGAAGGCUCUGAAAAGGUAUACAUGCCACAUAUGUUUUUUUUUAAUCUUAUGACGA
Molecule: messenger RNA, 627 nt
Organism: Sinocyclocheilus anshuiensis
Lineage: Eukaryota; Metazoa; Chordata; Actinopteri; Cypriniformes; Cyprinidae
Product: serine-protein kinase ATM-like
Exons: 4
Biological process (GO): DNA damage response
Molecular function (GO): protein serine/threonine kinase activity
Source: RefSeq, a predicted model, not a curated record